This is a messenger RNA of Sorghum bicolor (sorghum), 1962 nucleotides long. RefSeq names its product two-component response regulator ORR25. The transcript has 8 exons. Lineage: Eukaryota; Viridiplantae; Streptophyta; Magnoliopsida; Poales; Poaceae. Gene Ontology annotation, molecular function: DNA binding. Bases 1 to 1962 code for a protein of 653 amino acids. Gene Ontology annotation, biological process: phosphorelay signal transduction system; cytokinin-activated signaling pathway. The record is from RefSeq and is a predicted model, not a curated record.
AUGGCCGGCGAAUCCACGUCUCCAGAGGCUCUUCCGUCGGGACCGGCGGCGAAGACGGGCAGGGAAGAGAUGGCCGCUGACACCUUCCCAGCAGGGCUGCGUGUGCUCGCCGUCGAACACGACCGCGUCUGUCGCAAGGUCCUAGAGAGGCAGCUGCAGUAUUGCAACUACAACGCGACAAUGGUGACGAACGCCCAGACGGCGUUGGACAUGCUCAGGGAGAGGAAGGAAUACGGGAACCAGUUUGACCUGGUGAUCAGCAACGUCGUCAUGCCCAAGCCCAACAUGGACGGCUUCAAGCUCCUCGAGCUCAUCGGCCUGGAGAUGGAUCUCCCGGUCAUCUUGCUAUCUGCAAACAGUGAGACACAGACUAUAAUGAAAGGGAUAAAGCAUGGAGCCUGUGAGUAUAUGGUAAAGCCGGUGCGCCUCGAACAGCUUAGGGGCAUAUGGACACAUGUGGUGAAGAAUAGUAAGACUGAUCAUGCUAUUCGUAAGGUCCAGUGGUGUGGUGAGCUACACCAGAAGUUUGUACAAGCUAUCAAUCAGAUUGGCAUGGACAGGGCUGUUCCUAAGAAGAUAUUAGAAGUCAUGAAUGUGGAAGGCCUUACUAAAGAGAAUGUCGCUAGUCAUCUACAGAAGUACAGAAUCUACCUCAGGAAGCUCAGCGAGGGCACACUAAGGAAUUAUAAUCCAUUUGCUGAUGAAACUGAAGCACUAUGGAGAAACAAGAAUGUCCCAUUCUUCAUUGGCUCUCCAAGCUCAAGCAACCAUUUUGCAAAGAUGAAUUCCUUAUCUGCAAUUGGAACACAAGCUUUGCUGCCCACAGAGUCAGUUCAGGUCAUGAGCUCCCAGAAAAACCUAGGCAUUCCUCAGCCAAACAUGAAACCAGUUGGCCACAGUAUCCACCUGCCCAAAAAUGUUGUGCCUAUGCCAGUGCAGGAUAUCAACAGAUUCAUCUCUCCUGGCUACGCACCUAUAUCGAGUGGUGGGCUGCCGGGUGCAAUCCAGUGCUUCCCUUCUGGUCCUUCUGGCAGCUCCUUUGCAAAUAGUUCAAAUAGUGUGGUGCUGAACACAAGCAAACCGUUCUCUGUUGAUAGUUCUGGGACUACAUUUGCAAAUCUCUCAAAUGACAGUCCACCAUUGACCUCAAACAUGUCCUUCUCUUCGUCUCAUUCCUGCAGCUCCUAUGCGAGCAUAUUGCGUGGCAUGAUUUUGGGUUCAAUCAGAGGUAUUCCUUUCGAAGACAUAUCAGAUGGUGAGAUGUUGGCUCCUUCUGCUCAUUUACCAUUGCAGUCUCCUGACUUGGUGACCCAGCCUUCGGUUCAACUUCAAUCAUGUUCUGCUGGCCAAUUUAACAAGGUUGCCAGCGAAGUUCACCAAAUUGCAGGACCUAGCAACUCCUGGAAAGCUGCUGCGCCAUCAAGGUUUUCUGAUCUUGGUCAUAAUGUUGGAAUGUCUGAAGAUCCCUCGCAGGGUAACAUUUUCAAGAUCAACCAAUUGUCAAGAUUUGCAGGCUCCUCUGGACAGAUUCCAACUUUCAGAAAUGAGUAUGAGAAGAAAUUUGCAGGAAUCACAGGGAACUCUGUACCAAUGGUAGGUUUCAAAGAGCAGGCGGCAGCAUGCGGUUUUGGAAACAACACACACUCUACAGCGACGCUGAUUGACAAUUCUGCUUUGGCUAGUUCUUCAAACACCAUACCUGACCUUCAGAUAGACAAUUCUGCUAUUCCGACCCAGGUGCUGAAUGGCGGUGGUGCAAGUGGCAACCUGCAUGUAGGUAGCACCGUCAAUCAGCAAGCUGUUAGAGACCAACUCAAUAACAUCAAUAAAUUCCUCAUGGGAACAAGUGAGACACAGAAUGAGGAGAGCGAUGACUUGGAUUAUAUCCUUGCUUACUUUAACCAAGAUUUUGUCAACAAUGGUGAUUCUUUCAUCGAUGGGGACAGGGAGUUUGCUUCUUGA